This is a messenger RNA of Brachypodium distachyon (stiff brome), 671 nucleotides long. Its product is annotated as protein DMP2. Lineage: Eukaryota; Viridiplantae; Streptophyta; Magnoliopsida; Poales; Poaceae. Gene Ontology annotation, biological process: endomembrane system organization. The transcript has a single exon. The record is from RefSeq and is a predicted model, not a curated record. Bases 21 to 671 code for a protein of 216 amino acids.
AUCGUAUCGAUCAGCUAGUCAUGGAUCCCACCAGUGCCAUACACGUCCAAAUGCCUCUAACCCAAGAAGAAGAAUCAACACUCCCUCAAGGCACAACAAAGCCUUCACGGCCGAUCGACAAGACGCUGUCGGGCGCGUCGGACCUCCUGAAGCUGCUGCCGACGGGAACGGUGCUGGCAUUCCAGGCGCUGGCACCGUCCUUCACAAACCACGGCGUCUGCCACACAACGGCCAACAGGUACCUGGUCCUGGCGCUCAUCAGCACCUGCGCCGUCUCCUGCGUGCUCCUCUCCUUCACGGACAGCCUCGUCAGCCGCGGGGACGGCAGGCUCUACUACGGCCUGGCCACGUUCCGGGGCUUCUACCCUUUCAACUUCGCCGGCAGCGCCGCCGAGCGAGGCGCCAUGUUCAAGGACGUGGCGAAGUUUCGGAUCACGGCGCUUGACUUCGUCCAUGCGGUCUUCUCCGCGGUGGUGUUCCUGGCGGUGGCCGCCUCCGACGCCAGCGUACAGAGCUGUCUUUUCCCUGAUGCCGGGGCGGGCGUGAGGGAGCUCCUGGUGAACCUGCCGCUUGGGGCGGGAUUCCUUUCCAGCGUGGUGUUCAUCGUCUUUCCCACCACCAGGAAGAGCAUCGGCUAUACGGACAUGACACCACACACCCACUCGCACUGA